This is a messenger RNA of Budorcas taxicolor (takin), 3860 nucleotides long. RefSeq names its product leucine rich repeat containing 30 (gene LRRC30). Gene Ontology annotation, molecular function: protein binding. The coding region runs from base 332 to 1237 and encodes 301 amino acids. The transcript has 4 exons. The record is from RefSeq and is a predicted model, not a curated record. NCBI's taxonomy places the organism in Eukaryota, Metazoa, Chordata, Mammalia, Artiodactyla, Bovidae.
CUGCCCGAGGCGUUCAGAGGGAACCGAGCAGCUCAGUUCCGCAGCCUGGGGGACAAGUGUGCCAUUACAGCCCUGCUGCUCUGAGAGAAGCCACCUCAACGCAGUCGGGGGUGCUCGCAGCUCUCGGAGCCACAGUCAGGCAUCUGGGACCCCAAGGACCAGGCACCAGGGACCCCGAGAGCCAGGCAUUUGGGAUUCCCACCCCCCUCAUCCUCCCCAAGUCCUGCUCCACCUGCGGCACCACCGGCCACGGCUCCCUGCUGGAGGUUAGCAGCGAGGUCCGGACUCCAUCCCCAUCUGUGGCGACAGAGACGCUGGAGGAAGGAGGUACAUGGGGGCCAGGCAGUCUGGGGCCCGCCGCAAGGACAAGGGGCCCCUGGGGCGGGGGCUCCUGCGGGGGAGGCAGAAGUUCUCCUCGUGGGACGAUGCUCUGCUUCCUGGGAGGGACCCGCGCUGCCUGCUGAAGCGGGGGCUGCGCCAUGUCAGUUUCAGCCUGGUCACCAAGGGCAUGACGGACGCGCCCGACUUCCUGUGGGGCCUGUCCGAGAUGCAGAAGCUCAACCUGUCCCACAACCAGCUCCGGGCAGUCCCUCCCGAGCUGGGGAAGCUGACGCGGCUGGUGGUCCUGAACUUGUGCGGGAACCGCCUGAAGACGCUACCCCGGGAGGUCAGCCUCCUGCAGAGCCUCAAAGUCCUGUUCGUGCACAUGAACGGCCUGACGGAGCUGCCAGCAGAGCUGGGCGCCUGCCGGAGCUUGGAGGUCCUGAGCGCGUCGCACAACUGCCUGUCCCAGCUGCCCACCAGCCUCGCCGACCUGUCCCGGCUGCGCAAGCUGAACCUCAGCCACAACCGCUUCGCUCACAUCCCCGUCUGCGUGUUCUCGCUCAAGGAGCUGGACUUCCUGCACGUGGGCUCCAACCGCCUGGAAAACAUUGCCGAGAGCAUCCAGUGCCUGGCCGGCCUGCAGAUCUUCAUCGCUGAGGGCAACCACAUCCACACCUUCCCACGCUCGCUCUGCCUGCUCACAAGCCUGGAGCUGCUGAACCUGAACAACAAUGACAUCCAGACGCUCCCUGCGGAGCUCUACAUGCUCUGCAAGCUGACCAGGAUCGCCUGGAACCCCAUGGACAAAGGGCUGCACAUUUCCCGCAACCCUUUAUCCAAACCUCUGCCCGAGCUGCUGGAGGGGGGUCUGGAGAUGCUCGUCAGUUACCUGAAGGACAGAAAACACACCUGAUGUGGGCGCUGGAGGCACCGACAGACUCGGACGGGAACUUCCCUAGUCUAAACCCUCUCCUCUUCCUGUUGCUGUGGGUCGAGGCUUGUGUUACUAUGUGCUGAGUUGUGCUGAACGCCUCUUUUAACCAGGUGUUUGCUUUUUAGCUCUGUAUACUUCUAUGAGUGGGCUCCUUAGGUGGCUCAGCUGUAAAGAAUCCACCUGUACUGCAGGAGAUGCGGCUUCGAUCCCUGGGUAAUGGGAAGAUCCCAUGGAGGAGGGCAUGGUAACCACUCCAGUAUUCUUGCCUAAAGAAUCCCAUGGAUAGAGCAGCCUGGCGGGUUACAGUCCGUGGAGUCACAAAGAGUCCGAAACGACUGAAGAGACUUAGCCUGCUGGCCUCUCCCAAAAACCUCUCCCAAAUAUCAUCUCCUUCUGAAUAUCAGUGGAUAGAGGACUUGGGUUUUUUUCCCCAAAGAAAAAUAAUUCUGAUUCUUCUGGGGAGCCUUGGGAUUCAGCCUUUGGAAAAGAGGACAGCAGGUAUGAUUCAAUGUUCACCAAAAGUGAAAUGUUUACUAAGUACUUACUGUGGGUCAGGUAUAGUAUAGGAGGGGCUGAGAGCAUCCGGUUUCAGUCCCUGAGCUGGCACCCUGCAGCCACAUAGCCCCAGCAAGACAUGCCCACACCUCUAUCUCCAUCCAGCAUCCCAUGGGACCAAAGAGAAGCCGGCGCCCAGCCCUCCCGGCAGUGACCAAAUCCAACAGAGCUUCCCCUUGAGUCCCAGGGGAGACAAGCCACAGGAACUUUGCCUCCAGAAUGACUGUAGGGCAGCAGUCCAGCCACUCCUGCUGACGUCUGGGGGUGGGUGACGGGGUGCAGCGUGCUGGCUUUCAGAGAAUAAACACAAACAGAGCCAACACUCAGGGUCCAUCUUCUUUCCAAUCCUUCUCUUGCGCCCAGUCAUAUCCUCAAGGUUUUCUAGAGACACUGGCCGAUGGUUACAUUCCCCUGUUGUAAUUUCACUCCUCCUCUCUUCCUAGAUUUGCCUUCUCGGAGGUGAGCUAACAACCAGGGGAAAAGCUCAAAAGACAGGAAAGAGGAGGUUGCUGCUGUGAGCCGUGGGCUACGCCGGGAUUCGUGCCCUCAGGAGGAGCAGAAUUUGAUCCAGGGCCAGAGACGAGGCUAUUUGAAAGAAAACAAAAAAAACUGCUGAACAAUUUUGAAAAACCAAGAAAAAGUCCUGCCGGCAUGCUCAUGCACUUAUUUUUCCCACAUAUUGGUCCAGAAACCCCAUGAUGCUCCGCAUCUUGCAGACACAAAGGUUUUGAACAGAUUGCACGCUCCAAGCUCCAGCCGCAGAGACAGCCCCAGAAUUUUAUCUUCUCACUGGGAAAUUAUUUUCCCCACAUAUGUUUUGAUGAUGACAGGCCCUUUUCCAUCUUGCUGUUCCUCCUCCUCAGGAGAAUAGAAAUAGUACAGCAUGAGAAACGCUGGGCUGGAAGAAGCACAAGCUGGAAUCAAGAUUGCCAGGAGAAAUAUCAAUAACCUCAGACAUGCAGAUGACACCACCCUUAUGGCAGAAAAUGAAGAGGAACUAAAAAGCCUCUUGAUGAAAGUGAAAGAGGAGAGUGAAAAAGUUGGCUUAAAGCUCAACAUUCAGAAAACGAAGAUCAUGGCAUCUGGUCCCAUCACUUCAUGGGAAAUAGAUGGGGAAACAGUAUAAACAGUGUCAGACUUUAUUUUGGGGGGCUCCAAAAUCACUGCAGAUGGUGAUUGCAGCCAUGAAAUUAAAAGACGCUUACUCCAUGGAAGAAAAGUUAUGACCAACCUAGAUAGCAUGUUGAAAAGCAGAGACAUUACUUUGCCAACUAAGGUCCGUCUAGUCAAGGCUAUGGUUUUUCCAGUGGUCAUGUAUGGAUGUGAGAGUUGGACUGUGAAGAAAGCUGAGCGCCGAAGAAUUGAUGCUUUUGAACUGUGGUGUUGGAGAAGACUCUUGAGAGUCUCAUGGACUGCAAGGAGAUCCAACCAGUCCAUUCUGAAGGAGAUCAGUCCUGGGAUUUCUUUGGAAGGAAUGAUGCUAAAGCUGAAGCUCCAGUACUUUGGCCACCUUAUGCGAAGAGUUGACUCAUUGGAAAAGACUCUGAUGCUGGGAGGGAUUGGGGGCAGGAGGAGAAGGGGACGACAGAGGAUGAGAUGGCUGAAUGGCAUCACCGACUCAAUGGACAUGAGUCUGAGUGAACUCCGGGAGUUGGUGAUGGACAGGGAGGCCUGGCGUGCUGCAGUUCACAGGGUCGCAAAGAGUCAGACACGACUGAGUGACUGAACUGAACUGAAACCAUAGUUGAUUUACAAUAUUGUGUUAGUUUCAGGAGUAAGCAAAGUGAAUUCUUUUUUAGAUUCUUUUCCAUCAUAGGUUAUUACUGGAAAUUGAACAUAGUUCUCUGUGCUGUAUAGUAAAUCCUUGUUGUUUAUUUUAUGUACAAUAGUGUGUAUCUGUCAUUCUCCAACUCCUGAUUUAUCCUUUCCUCCUUUCCCCUUUGAUCGCCAUGUUUGUUUUCUAUGUCUGUGAGUUUGUUUCUGUUUUGUAAGUAAGUUUAUUUGUAUUGUUUUUUUAGAUUCCACAUAUAAGUGAUAUCGUGUAAUA